GUAGUUCCACAUGACUUUUCUAAAAAAAAAAAAAAAUUUAUGUAAAUAAAGUAUUUUUGUUUAAGUUGUAACUGACAGUGACACACAAAGAUAGGCUAUAUGAAAAAUACGUUUCUAUAGCCUAUAUUAUACAAUCUAGCCUUUGCGUAGUAAUGAAGUAAAAGUGAAAGAAAAGUACAGAAAGUAUCACGUGAUCAUUUCUGGACGCUUCGUCGCUGAUAUAAGGAAGCUAAGGAAAUAUGUUUUUCAAAGAGGAAAUGCUCUAAGAUAAGACCUGAUCGUACGGUUAUAGUGGAUUCCAGAAAUACUGAAAAUGGCUGAGGCUAAAGAAGUGUCAGUAACUAAGAAAGGGUUUUCUCUUGUUUGCCCAUCUGACAUCGUGUAUUGUGAUCCUGGAGACGAUGUUGUUCUGUCGUGUCAUCUUGACCCAGCUAUCAGUGCUGCUUCUACGGAGAUCAAGUGGAAAAUUAGGGCUGAUCUGGUCUAUCAUUAUAAGAAUGGAGAGGUGAUAGAGAGCUGCGAGGGUCGAGUGAGUCUCUCACUGGAGGAUAUACACAAUGGAAAUGUUUCUUUAAACCUCAGAGGCGUCAGAAGAUCACAGAGGGGCAUCUACAUUUGUGAGGUCAUCCAUGAAAAUCAAACGGCGAAAGAAUAUAUUUUUCUCCACAUCAGAUCUGUAGACGUUAGUCUUGUGGUUCCUAAUGGUCCUGUGUUUGCUGAUCCUGGAGAAGAUGUUAUUCUACCUGCUCGUCUCCUACCUGAAACCAGUGCUGUGUUCAUGGAAAUCAGAUGGUUUAAAGGGAGAUGGUUUAUUUAUGAGUACAUGAACAGGCAGAGGUUAACAAAUUAUGACUAUGAUAAUCGAGCGAGUCUGCCCAUCCAGCAGCUGGAGACAGGAAAUCUUUCUCUGACUUUGAGAAAUGUUGAUCAGUCAGAUUCAGGAGACUAUACGUGUCUAGUUUCUCAUGCUGGAUUAGUGAAGAUAGGAGUAGUUCAUUUGCAAGUGAGAGAGCGUCAGAAAAAAAAGUGUGUUGACAAAUUAGAGGAGCUGCUGGAUGACCUGACAAAAAUACAAGACUUGCCACAUGAGUUGCGACUGAAAACAAGCGUACUUGAGAAAAGACUAAAACUGCUUCAAGAAGCACUGGAUAAUGAAGACGAGUAUAAAAGGAGAAAGAAAGAGAUGACUUAUGUUUUAGGUCCUACACAUAGACGAUUAAAUAGCACUGAAGGAAUCCGUCCCAUCAUGGGAGAAGAGACACAUUUUUUGGAAGUGGAAAGAGAGAGCAGUGUUCAGAUCACAAGACAAGAGAGUACGGACACAGAGCAAGUGUUAUCAUCUCCAGAUACGUCACGGGUUCUACAAAGAGAAAGCACAUCAGCUAACACAGUGAUGCAAACUGAUCAGGAAAGGACACGAGAGAGCACUGCCGUACAACAAGAGAGAUCCUCCCCGGAGGUACAAUCAGCAGAAGGAAGUAGGACACGAACACCAAGGAGGCCAGAAGACACAGCACAAAGUGGACAGCAAAAGACAAAUAAAAACUGCCAAAUUUUGUAAUUAAAUUAUAACAAAAAAAAGUUUUUAUUAAUUUAUUAAUUAAUUUAUAAAUGAAUGCAUUAUAUAUAUAUUUUCCUAAAAUAGGCUUCGGCCAAUUGCAAUGUCCCUAUUAACUAAACAUAUAAAAUAAUAAUACAAAUUAUUGGUUUGGGUUGUCUUCAUUCAAUAAAGAGCUCCUUCUAGCCACAAUACAAA
Puntigrus tetrazona (Sumatra barb) is the source of this 1756-nucleotide messenger RNA. RefSeq lists its product as uncharacterized. Lineage: Eukaryota; Metazoa; Chordata; Actinopteri; Cypriniformes; Cyprinidae. The record is from RefSeq and is a predicted model, not a curated record. The coding region runs from base 314 to 1561 and encodes 415 amino acids. The transcript is spliced from 8 exons.